AUGUACUCUUGCAGUGCACAGAGCGUUCCUGCGUUGCUCACCGACCUUGUUUUGCACAAUUAUGCCGACCACCUCACUUCACAACGUACACCACCGGCAAAUUAUCCGAUCACAGAGACGAGAACAGAUGCGGCUUCUCUGGAAGAGACGUUGGCGCCACUGCAACUAAUUCAUGGAAAGGUUUUUACUUCGGCUAUCGGAAUUGCACUGCAUGGUGCCGAGUCUAUUUUUCGCUAUGUGGCAUAUGACUCCAGUGAAGAGAAUGAAGGGGUACCGCAUGACGAGGAACAGGAACGGCAAGAGGAGGUCAAAGAUGAAAAUGAGAAUUUCAGAGGAAGGUGUUUGUAUUUUGUUGGUGAGCACCGUCUUUUCUCUCCAUAUUACUGCCCAUGUGGGGCUUAUGGCUAUCAAAGCAUUCGACGACAGGAGGCGUGGCUAUGUAAACAUCUGCUUGCACUUCGUAUCGCACUUAUUUUGGAGAAAAAGGGCCUUGUGAGAGAUGUCAUACGGAAACGCCAAGUGACCAGAUGUCAACUCCGGGAAAUGAUGCAGUCGCUGGAUUGA
Messenger RNA from Trypanosoma cruzi, 564 nucleotides. RefSeq lists its product as uncharacterized. Gene Ontology annotation, cellular component: Shu complex. The transcript has a single exon. The record is from RefSeq and is a predicted model, not a curated record. The coding region runs from base 1 to 564 and encodes 187 amino acids. NCBI's taxonomy places the organism in Eukaryota, Euglenozoa, Kinetoplastea, Trypanosomatida, Trypanosomatidae. Gene Ontology annotation, biological process: double-strand break repair via homologous recombination.